Molecule: messenger RNA, 2676 nt
Organism: Poecilia latipinna (sailfin molly)
Lineage: Eukaryota; Metazoa; Chordata; Actinopteri; Cyprinodontiformes; Poeciliidae
Product: serine/threonine-protein kinase BRSK2-like
Exons: 16
Biological process (GO): intracellular signal transduction; protein phosphorylation
Cellular component (GO): cytoplasm
Molecular function (GO): ATP binding; protein serine/threonine kinase activity
Source: RefSeq, a predicted model, not a curated record
UGUCCCCCCGUCCCCCCCGUCCCCCCCGUCCCCCCGUCCCCCUGCAGCCACAGAGACCUGAAGCCAGAGAACUUGUUGUUAGAUGAGAAGAAUAACAUCAGAAUAGCCGACUUCGGCAUGGCGUCUCUGCAGGUCGGGGACAGUCUGCUGGAGACCAGCUGUGGAUCUCCGCACUACGCCUGCCCGGAGGUCAUCAGGGGAGAGAAAUACGACGGGAGGAAAGCAGACGCAUGGAGCUGCGGAGUCAUCCUGUUUGCACUUUUAGUGGGCGCACUGCCGUUCGACGACGACAACCUGAGGAACCUCCUGGAGAAGGUGAAGCUGGGGGUUUUCCACAUGCCGCACUUCAUCCCUCCGGACUGCCAGAACCUCCUGCGGGGGAUGAUCGAGGUGGACGCCGCCAAGCGCCUGACGCUAGAGCAGAUCCAGAAGCACACGUGGUAUCUAGCUGGGAAAAACGAGCCGGAGCCGGAGCAGCCGGUUCCCAGGAAGGUGUCCAUCAGGAUGCUGGGCGCGCCGGAGGAGAUCGACCCGGACGUCCUGGAGAGCAUGCACUCCCUGGGCUGCUUCAGGGACAAGGACAAGCUGACCAAAGACCUGCUGUCUGAGGAUGACAACCAGGAGAAGAUGAUCUACUUCCUGCUGCUGGACCGGAAGGAGAGAUACCCGAGCCACGAGGACCAGAACCUGCCGCCGCGCAACGAGAUCGCAGAUCCUCCCAGGAAGCGCGUGGACUCGCCCAUGCUGAGCCGCCACGGCAAGCGGCGACCAGAGAGGAAGUCCAUGGAGGUUCUGACCGUCACAGAGGGGGGGUCGCCCGUCCCGGUGCGGCGAGCCAUCGACAUGGCAACCCACGGUCAGAGGUCGCGGUCGAUCAGCGGAGCGUCCUCCGGUCUGUCCACCAGCCCCCUCAGCAGCCCCAGGCCCCACCGCCGGUUUUUCGUCCCGCCCCAGUCCCCCGAUCUGUGUCAGUCCCCGAACUGCAGCCCUACGCACCUGAACGGGGUGGGGCCCCGCGCACCCUACCAGCCAAAGAUGGGGUCCCCCCUCAUGCACCCCCGCACGCAGACCCUCCCCGCCAAGCCCAAAGUGUCAGAGAAGCCCCUGCAGACCACCAGGUCCAACCCGCUGCCCCACACGGCCCAGACCCCCGGCGCCCCCAAACCCGAGCCGUCCACGGCGAGCCAGCCCCUGGCCCCCAGCAGCCCGCGGACCAGACGCCACCCUCCCCUCACCGUCCCCCCCAAGCUGUCCAUCCCGCUGUCCCCGGUGCCCCCCCUGUCCCCGCUCCGCCGCCACCUCCACCCUGACCACAACGCCAAAUCUGUCCCCAUCACGCAGGUAACCCCCCACCCCUCCCCCAGGGGGAGUCCCCUCCCCACCCCGAAGGGCACGCCGGUGCACACGCCCAAGGACAGCCCGGCCGGCACGCCGAGCCCCACGCCGCCGCCGAGCCCAUCCAUCGGCGGGAUGCCCUGGAGGACGCGCCUCAACUCCAUCAAGAACAGCUUCCUGGGCUCGCCGCGCUUCCACCGCAGGAAAAUGCAAGUUCCCACCCAGGAGGACAUGUCCAGCCUGACCCCAGACUCGUCUCCAGAGCUGGCUAAGAAGUCGUGGUUUGGGAACUUCAUCAACCUGGAGAAAGAGGAGCAGAUCUUCAUCGUGAUCCGGGACAAACCUCUGAGCUCCAUCAAGGCCGACAUCGUUCACGCCUUCCUGUCUAUCCCCAGCCUGAGCCACAGCGUCAUUUCUCAGACCAGCUUCAGGGCCGAGUACAAAUCCACGGCCGGUCCCACGGUUUUCCAGAAGCCGGUCAAGUUCCAGGUGGACAUCACCUACACGGAGAGCAGCGGCGCCACCAAGGAGAACGGCAUCUACUCCGUCACCUUCACCCUGCUGUCAGGUCCAAGUCGGCGUUUCAAGCGCGUGGUGGAAACCAUCCAGGCGCAGCUGCUCAGCUCCAACGACCAGCCGGGCAUCCAGCCGCAGAUAUCCGACGCCUCCCAGCGCUCAGCCAGUAAAUCCUCCAAACGCGGCAGCCCGUUGAGUAACUUCUUUGACGUAAUUAAACAGCUUUUUUCAGACGAGAAGAACAUCCAGGCGUCGCACUCCCCAGGCGCCCCUACCUCGACUAGCUCCCCCACCAAGCAUGCCCCCGGCAGCAGGCCCAGCCAGACCCCGCCCAAUGACUCUAAAUGCCCCCCAGGCAAAGACAAAACAAAGAUGGCCGCCAGCAGCAGGACACAGGAGCACCCUUAAGGAGCAGUAGCUGUGCAUGACUAGAUGAGAAGCAGGAAUCAGGUCAUUAAGAAGCAGAGAGCUGCUAACUUUGCCCUUUAGCCCCAAGUUAAAAAAAAAAAUCUACUUUUUGCCUAUAAAUUUUGUACUGUAUAAUGGGAAUGGCUCAGUUUAAAAGUCAAUCAGUAUUUUAAGAACUAGUAGCAAAUGUAGCUUUGCUGUCCCUCCUUGUGUCCCUCUGUGUCCUCCUCACAUGUGUGAUGGCUUGACUUGUCUCUGCCACCAGGGAUCAUCCAUAAUAGCUAUUAACCUCGACGGCUCCUCAGCUGCAGCCCGCCGCCGCCGCCGAACCGAGCCCGACGCUGAGGGAAGGCGGAGCAUCCCUUUUUGAUUCGCCCAACAUUACCAAACGCAGACCAUCUCAGAAGAGUUUAAAAA